GAAAAAAACGGAAAUGAUGAUUCAGGAAAUUUUAUCAUAAAACCUUGUAGUGUAUAAUGUACAUACACUUUCAUUAUUUCCAUGUCAUGAUGAUGAUCAUUAUCAUCAACAUUGCAAUUAUUUUCAUCAUUCACAGUAAACCUACUUUAUCCACAAUAAUAGCAUAAUCAGUUUUACCUGUUUAACUCGAGGUGCACCAACGGUUUGUUUACUUGUCUAUUAAUAUCAAAAGAUAGAUCAAUGUCUAAAAUGAGAUUAUUCCCAUAUUUAGCUUAAACAGUUGAUUUAUCUGACACCAAUUUACCCUUGGUCACAAAAAUUAAGUUCACCAAGAGCAAAGGCUUCUCCUUGCUCAGCCAUCUUCAACUGUCAGUUUAAAUAUAAUCAGUUCAAUCAUCUUUCUCUUUUAAUAAAAUCAAAUACUAAAUCUGGUUGUUGAAACAAAAGUUGGAUCACAGAUAUUAUUAUUGUAUCAGGUGAUCAAGUGUCCGAUGAUGAUAUUGUAGGCGUAUUAGAGCCAGUUUCAACGGCUAGAUUAAGUUGCCGCAAAUCACAGUAAAAAUGUCAAGCAACAGAUGAAACUUGCAUCUCAACCUAACGCCUAAAAUAAGGUGUCGUCUUAUCAUCGUCUUUUGACUCAACGCGAGGCGGAUUUACAAGAUUACUUCAGUAGCUUAAUUUUGGGUUGUUUAUUUGUUUAACAGAUGUAUCUUUCAGUUGCUAUUAGUAUGACUUUGAUACAUACUUGAAUUUUCCUAUUAGAUAAGAUUAGAUGAAGAUGGAAAUGAUUAGAAACAAAAGAGUAAAGAUUGAGUGAACGUUUUGAAAUAUUAACAGCAUAUGAUUGUUAAUAUACCGACAUUUUACCCGAAUCACAUCAUUUGGGUGAUCACUAGAUAAUUUCACCAUUACUGAGGCUGAUUGGCACUAAAAUGAAUUUCAAUUAAACACAGGAAUUUCCACUUUGCUUACCGUCUAUACCUUUUAAGAACCUAAUGAAUCUCUAACCCUAAUUUGGUUAACUCUUAAUUAUAGGACGACCAAAUAAUAGUUUAAUAUGAUGAAUAAAAUAAUUGAUUUAACAAAAAAGGUAAAGUUUUGCACUUAAGUGUUUUUACAACUUCCAUUUCUCAUCAUUAACUGUUGAUUGAUUAUAAACUGUUGUCAAUUGCUGUUUAAUUCCAGUUGAAUGAAUAAUUUUGUGAUUUAUACUGUUGAUUUUAAUACUUAGUACUUUUCAACUCAAUGAUGAAUAAACUUUUUACAAUAUCGUUUUUGUUUCUUUACUUGAUUUGUGAGGCAACUCUUGGUAAUUCUGUGGUAUUAGCUUCUAUUUUAUAUGCUUUCAUUGUGUUUAUAGUUAUCUGCAUUACUAUUGCUAUUCUUAUGUCUACUAAGCAACGAAACGAUAACUCUCAAAAGAACUAUAAUACAAAUUAUAGACAGCCUCAACUAGUGAACGCUCUGGGAAGCAUUCAAAAUUGUGAAUCAAUAGCCAGUAAUUUGCAUAGUGAAUUAAAUGCAUUCAAAGGGAAAGCAAUGAAUGAAAGUGAAGCCAUGUUCAUUGAAAUACUCAAUAAAACCUAUUUGGCUUGUGACUGGAUGAGUCAGCAGGUCCAUUCGUAUUUCAGUACCAUCGAUGAAUUGGAAAAUAGAACAACGAAUGAAAUAAUUGAAAGGAACAACAUGACCAGUGCAUUGCAUGAGCUAAAAUCUGGAUUGAAUGAACACUAUUCCCAAUUUAAAAGCGAAUGUACGUUAAAGGAUCAGAAGAUAAUGCUACAACGGUAUAAUCGCACUCUAGCUAAGAUUGACUACUUAUUUUAUGCUAUUGAUUACUGUUAUAAUAACAAGAUAAAAGGGCUGAUACGCGCUCGAUCAUCUUUGAAACAUGUUCUUGAAGCAAUAAACAACUUGAUAUCAACUCAUUCGAAUUGGCUGGCUAGUGUGAUGAAAGACUGGAAGACUGGUGAGUUUGAUAUUUGCUACAGUGAACCAGGAUUAAACAAAACUGAAACCAUGACCAAAGUUCUCAAUGAAAAGUUGGUUGAUUAUAAAAUGACGUAUAAACAAUGGCAACAUUACUUUCUUCAAGAGAUGUCUUUUCUUGAUUGGAGUCACUGCCGAGGUUUUUUGGCGCAAUUGGAUCAAAUUAAACAAGAUGUGGAUUCUGUUAAACGUGAAAUAACACAAUCAUGUUAAAAAUGAGAAAAUGAGAAAACCUAAUUUCUGAUACAAUCCUUUUAUUUUGAGCAUUUAUUAUAAGUUAAAUAUAUUCCACAAUUCACUAAUUGUAAGCUCUUUAUUGUUGGUCAUCAUAUGUUUGACCAGAAUAAAAGUGUCUUUUAAAAAGAAGAAAAUGAAAAAUAAAACCCGGAAAAAAGUAACUGACCUUUAAGAGAAACAUUCACCUGACCAUCGAAAGAAUGACCAUCCAUCUUGAGAGGAAAGUUGACCGUAUUGAAAAAAGUAGGGUCAAAAGUGACCUUAAUUUACAUUACAAUUUGAAUUGAACUUCAAGUCUUGUCUAACCAAGUUCAAUAACCAGUAACAGUAACUGUAACUUUCUCUUUCUGGUUUACAUUUGUUUAUUAGAGCGAUGAUUACAAUUCAAAUUAAACUUUACUUUGGGUUAAAUGGGACCAAAAAUGGCAUUAAAGGUGUUAACUGAAUGAGUUAUUGAAUAGUGAUUAAACAAUUGUCCAUUCAUAACUACCAUUGGAGCAAAAAGUCGUUGUUUGCCCUUAAAAUAGACUGAUUACAUUAUUUCAACUGAAAAUUGAAUAGUGAAAGUUGAACCUUUAAG
This is a messenger RNA of Tetranychus urticae (two-spotted spider mite), 2806 nucleotides long. RefSeq lists its product as uncharacterized. NCBI's taxonomy places the organism in Eukaryota, Metazoa, Arthropoda, Arachnida, Trombidiformes, Tetranychidae. The record is from RefSeq and is a predicted model, not a curated record.